Kwoniella botswanensis is the source of this 1698-nucleotide messenger RNA. RefSeq lists its product as uncharacterized. Bases 1 to 1698 code for a protein of 565 amino acids. NCBI's taxonomy places the organism in Eukaryota, Fungi, Basidiomycota, Tremellomycetes, Tremellales, Cryptococcaceae. The transcript has 13 exons. Gene Ontology annotation, molecular function: protein O-acetylglucosaminyltransferase activity. Gene Ontology annotation, cellular component: endoplasmic reticulum lumen. The record is from RefSeq and is a predicted model, not a curated record.
AUGUCACAUUCCAGCCGCUCACCACGACUCGGUACAUCCUCUUCACCUAAACUAUCCGGACGUCGCUUAUCAUCAUCCAAUCUCAAUACUCCCUCUGCAUCUGCUUCGAGAGAACCCUCUCCAUCAAGGAGACAAUCAGCUUUCGACCUCGGUCUGCCCGUAGCUACAAAUUCAAACUCUCAAAACCAGAAUUCAAGUUCAGGCGAGACGAUAGGAAGAGGAUUUACGUUACUGAAAAAUUCAAUUAGGAUGUCGACCAAACGUGGAAAUAGAUAUGUACUUGGUGCGGCGCUGGUUCUGUCGAUAUUUGGAUUUUGGCAUAUAUCGCAGAUUUCACAUGGAGUUGGAAGUACGAGUUCUCAAGCUGGAGGAGGGAGUGGAUGGAAUGGUUUGGGGUUGUGGCCUUCUGGUGCUCAGUGGGGUACAGGAUCAACACACUCGGGCAACGUCGAUUCUAGUUCGUUCGUAAAUUUAGAUUCUCCAAAUAUACCAGAGACCGAAUUUGUCAGAGGUGUAGCUGGAUUUAGCUACUUCAAAAACCUCUACCUAGCGAAUGGUACCUUCCUAGCUAUAACAUCUGAUCCAUCCCAUAUACCAGAAGUAUCCCAUAUAAUGUCUGCUCAUCCAACGGACGAUAACAAAUAUCCUCCGGCCGGUACGGAUCGAUGGAGGGUCUUAGAGCUGGGGAAAGACGAUCUGUCGGCUCUGGGUGGAGUGGCUGUUAGGAAGGAUGGUGUUUCUAUGUUCUUCAAUGAUGAAAAAGGAUUGAAAUCCGUCUCUUUCCUAAAGCAUUAUUUCCAUUUCAUCGGAGAAGUCUUCUUGGGCGCUUGGAGAGUAUUGACCACUGCUGGAGAGAUGGAAUUACCUAGGCGGUUGAUGUACAGAACAUCACCGGAUGAUUGGCGUGAUCGAGCAGCCCUUACACCAUGGUUCCAGCAAUCUGUCAUGCCCAACACAGCCAUAGAGGAAUCGCCCAUAUGGGAAGAUAGAGCUAAAUCAGGGAUGGCCUUUAUCUUCGACAAGAUCACCAUAACUGAUAGAUGGGCAGCUCAUCAGAAAGGUAUCGAUCCCUGGCGAUUCAACAAGAUGACUGCCGACCUUCUUUAUCUGGAUUCCCCCUUCAACUGGAUGGACCCACUCCGUCUAUCGAUGAAACGACUCGUACAAACCAAAGGCACUUGCUCGGUCUACAGGAAAAACAAGAACGUCCCUAUCGUGCUGUACAUCAACAGACAGUUGACCGGCAGGCGGUUGAUUGCUGAAGAUGCGGAGGUGUUGGAAAGGGAGAUGGAGAAUUUAGAUAAAGAAGGUGUGAUUGAAUGGGUUAAUGCGCAGAUGGAGACCCUAAGUCGAGUUGAUCAGUUCUGCUUGGCAUUGAAAGCUGAUGUCAUUAUGGGAGUACACGGAAAUGGAUUAUCGCACGCUUUAUGGAUGAAACCAGGAAGUGCCGUUUUAGAGUUCAUGUUCCCAGGUGGAUUCGCAAGAGAUUACGCCACUGUCGCUGAACUGAUGCGACACGAUUACUACGCUAUCCACAACGAUACGGUCUUCACCAAAGAUAAAUGGUUGAAAGAAGAUGGAUGGGGUGUAGGAGCUAUACAAGGUUUCCACAGUACUUCGAUUCCUCUCAACGGGAAAUGGAUAGCAAGUCUGAUAAGGAAGAUAGCACAGGAUAAAAAAGGGAUGGUUGAACCUUAG